This is a messenger RNA of Nycticebus coucang (slow loris), 7199 nucleotides long. It is a transcript of the gene RBM26, whose product is annotated as RNA binding motif protein 26. The transcript has 22 exons. Gene Ontology annotation, cellular component: nucleus. Gene Ontology annotation, biological process: mRNA processing. Gene Ontology annotation, molecular function: RNA binding; metal ion binding. The coding region runs from base 1078 to 4080 and encodes 1000 amino acids. The record is from RefSeq and is a predicted model, not a curated record. Lineage: Eukaryota; Metazoa; Chordata; Mammalia; Primates; Lorisidae.
ACUCUUGUCUUUAAUACUACGUAAUCUGAGAUAGGGCUGAAUCUGCUCCAUAUUUAAAAAAACUAAAAAACAGCACAACUUUUCUUAUCUUUACCUGGGGAAGAGUUCGAUAGUUUCAUAGGAUUGCAAACUACUUGAGAGAUGUCAAGUUUAUUUCACCUUUCUUGGGGCAUCCCUAAUCCUCUGGAGGUCUCAGUGGGUUCGAUAACACCGCACCACAGCACAAACAAUAUGGGACUGAUGGGGCACGAAGGUAAACUAAGGAGGCAGCACAGUGCAGGCCACCUCGAGUCCACCAGCCACCCCGUGUCCGGCGUACCAGUGUGGACGCUCUCAAAGGAGCUCGCUGUACCACCGACACGCCAUGGCCGUCUUCCCCACAACUAGUUGGGGCGCCUGCUGUGUCUCAAGUUAGCAGUCUUUCUCUCCUCGUAGAAAAGAAAGUCUUUAUUCAUUAACAGAGACAAAGCCGAAAAAGGCAGCGAGCAACGUACAUACGUAAAAACCAAACUACUGCACUUAACCACCGCGCUCUCCGCGAAUCUUGCGGAUCUUACGUCUCUUCCCAGCAGGCUCCGGGAGUCACCGCGAGACUUCAUCAAUUCUCGCGAGUUUUUUGGCAGCCAUCUUCUUGGGGGUGCUGGGAGCCGGGAAGACCCCCUCAAUCUUUCCCAUUGAGGUGCCCUUCUUUUUCGUUUUCUUUACUUUUGCUGCUUCUGUGUUUCCAACAAGCACCUAGUCCCGAGGCUGAGGGAAAGCUCGGGUGUAAGCGCGUGUCGCGCUUCCGGUCCGGGUAGAUUUGCUGAAGAAGAGAGAAGGGGGAGGGCCCGAGCAAACCGUUGCUGUCUCAGUCCGGGACGGGGGCCAGGGAGGGGAAGAUCCUGGCACCCCGUGGACUCGCGGCCUGCGGCGGUCCCUGUAGAGCUGUUCGCUGAUCCGGGCUCGCUGGAACCUGCCACCUGCGCCUCCCACCGCGGCCCACGCGGGCGGCGCGCGGAGGAGGGGGCGGGGGCAGCGGCGGCCGUAGCGGCCGCGACCAGGGCGGGCGCAGUGUGAAGGGCCUCGGGGCCGCUGUGGAUGGUUUCUAAAAUGAUCAUUGAAAACUUCGAGGCACUCAAGUCCUGGCUCAGCAAGACUCUCGAGCCCAUCUGUGAUGCGGAUCCAUCAGCCCUAGCAAAAUAUGUUCUGGCUUUGGUAAAGAAAGACAAAAGUGAAAAAGAGUUAAAGGCAUUAUGUAUUGAUCAGCUGGAUGUAUUUCUUCAGAAAGAGACACAGAUAUUUGUGGAAAAACUUUUUGAUGCUGUGAAUACAAAGAGUUAUCUACCUCCUCCUGAGCAGCCAUCAUCAGGAAGCCUGAAGGUAGAAUUUUUUCAGCACCAAGAAAAAGAUAUAAAGAAAGAGGAGAUCACUAAAGAAGAAGAGCGUGAGAAGAAGUUUUCUAGAAGGCUAAAUCACAGUCCUUCCCAGUCAAGCUCCCGAUACAGAGAAAAUAGAAGUCGUGAUGAGAGGAAAAAAGAUGAUCGCUCUCGCAAAAGAGAUUAUGACCGAAACCCUCCUCGAAGAGAUUCAUACAGAGAUCGAUAUAAUAGAAGACGAGGACGAAGUCGCAGUUAUAGCAGGAGUCGAAGUCGAAGUUGGAGUAAAGAACGGCUUCGUGAUAGAGAUAGAGAUAGAAGCAGGACUAGAAGCAGAAGCAGGACGCGAAGCAGGGAAAGGGAUCUGGUGAAACCUAAAUAUGACCUGGAUAGAGCAGAUCCAUUAGAAAAUAAUUAUACUCCAGUGUCUUCAGUGCCUAAUAUUUCAUCUGGCCACUAUCCUGUACCUACUUUGAGCAGCACUAUUACAGUAAUUGCUCCUACUCAUCAUGGUAAUAACACUACUGAAAGUUGGUCUGAGUUUCAUGAAGACCAGGUGGACCAUAACUCUUACGUGAGACCACCAAUGCCAAAGAAACGGUGUAGAGACUAUGAUGAAAAAGGUUUUUGUAUGAGAGGAGACAUGUGUCCCUUUGAUCAUGGAAGUGACCCAGUAGUUGUAGAAGAUGUGAAUCUUCCUGGUAUGCUACCCUUCCCAGCGCAGCCUCCUGUUGUUGAAGGACCACCACCUCCUGGACUCCCUCCACCUCCACCAAUUCUCACACCCCCACCUGUAAAUCUUAGACCGCCAGUGCCACCUCCAGGUCCAUUGCCACCCAGUCUCCCACCUGUCACAGAUGAUAUUUCUUAUUCUUUGGUUUUGACAGGACCACCACCUCCACUUCCUCCUUUGCAGCCAUCUGGCAUGGAUGCUCCUCCAAACUCUGCAACCAGUUCUGUUCCUACUGUAGUAACAACUGGCAUUCAUCACCAGCCUCCUCCUCCUGCUCCACCCUCUCUUUUUACUGCAGUUUUUGUAUUACCAGAUACAUAUGACACAGAUGGCUACAAUCCUGAAGCCCCAAGCAUAACAAACACUUCCAGACCUAUGUACAGACACAGAGUGCAUGCACAAAGGCCUAACUUGAUAGGACUGACAUCAGGGGAUAUGGAUUUGCCACCCAGAGAAAAGCCUCCUAAUAAAAGCAGUAUGAGGAUAGUAGUGGAUUCAGAAUCAAGGAAAAGAACCAUUGGUUCAGGGGAGCCUGGAAUUCCUACAAAGAAGACUUGGUUUGAUAAACCAAAUUUUAAUAGAACAAACAGCCCAGGCUUUCAGAAAAAGGUUCAAUUUGGAAACGAAAAUACCAAACUUGAACUUAGAAAAGUUCCUCCAGAAUUAAAUAAUAUCAGCAAGCUUAAUGAACAUUUUAGUCGGUUUGGAACCUUAGUUAACUUACAGGUUGCCUAUAAUGGUGAUCCCGAAGGUGCCCUUAUCCAAUUUGCAACAUAUGAAGAAGCGAAGAAAGCAAUAUCAAGUACAGAAGCAGUAUUAAACAAUCGCUUUAUUAAGGUUUAUUGGCACAGAGAAGGAAACACCCAGCAGUUACAAACUACUUCCCCAAAGGUAAUGCAGCCUUUAGUCCAGCAACCCAUUCUGCCUGUUGUGAAGCAGUCGGUCAAGGAGCGCUUGGGUCCAGUACCAUCAGGUACUGUUGAACCUGCAGAAGCCCAGAGUGCCACUUCAGACCUUCCUCAGAAUGUAACUAAGUUAUCUGUGAAGGACAGGUUGGGUUUUGUAUCAAAGCCAUCUGUUUCAGCAACUGAAAAGGUGUUGUCUACAUCCACUGGCCUAACAAAAACAGUGUAUAAUCCAGCUGCCUUGAAAGCUGCACAAAAAACCUUACUUGUUUCCACUUCUGCAGUUGAUAAUAAUGAAGCACAGAAAAAAAAACAGGAGGCACUGAAACUCCAGCAGGAUGUACGGAAAAGGAAACAAGAAAUCUUAGAAAAGCACAUUGAAACACAGAAGAUGUUAAUUUCAAAACUGGAGAAAAAUAAAUCAAUGAAGUCUGAAGAUAAAGCAGAAAUAAUGAAAACUUUAGAGAUUUUGACAAAAAAUAUUACUAAGUUGAAAGAUGAGGUCAAAGCUGCUUCUCCUGGACGCUGUCUUCCAAAAAGUAUAAAAACCAAGACUCAGAUGCAGAAAGAACUGCUUGAUACAGAACUGGAUUUAUAUAAGAAGAUGCAGGCUGGAGAAGAAGUCACUGAACUUAGAAGAAAGUAUACAGAAUUACAGCUGGAAGCUGCUAAACGAGGGAUUCUUUCAUCUGGUCGCGGCAGAGGAAUUCAUUCAAGAGGUCGGGGUGCAGCUCAUGGCCGAGGCAGGGGUCGAGGCCGAGGGCGAGGUGUGCCUGGUCAUGCUGUGGUGGAUCACCGUCCCAGGGCAUUGGAGAUUUCUGCAUUUACUGAGAGUGAUAGAGAAGAUCUUCUUCCACAUUUUGCGCAAUAUGGUGAAAUAGAAGAUUGUCAGAUUGAUGAUUCUUCACUUCACGCAGUAAUUACAUUCAAGACAAGAGCAGAAGCUGAAGUAGCUGCAGUUCAUGGAGCUCGUUUCAAAGGGCAGGAUCUAAAACUGGCAUGGAAUAAACCAGUAUCUAAUAUUUCAGCUGUUGAAACAGAAGAAGUUGAACCUGAUGAAGAGGAAAGAGAGAUCAUCAUUGCCUGAAUUUAGUUUUGUGACUACAAGAGCAAGACCUGUUCCUGUCUGGAGACGACUGUUAUUAUAAUAUCAUCCUAUCAUUUUAUGUUUGCCCUUUAUCAAUUUGAACAGAUGUUUACAUGUAUUAUAAUUAGCAUUUUAUCUUUACAGUUCUCAGAAAAGAGUACGUCUGAGUCCAGAGUGUAUUUGAAUAUGUGCUCUGUCUGACCUUAUUCUUAAAUGUUUUCUCUCCUUUAUUUAUAGCCAUUUAUUUUUUAAACACCUUACAAAGGAACAAGGACUUUUUUGGCUUCCCAACAAUGAGACACUUUCAGUCUUAGCCAAAUUGAGAAUUGUGUCUAGGAAAUCUAUAAAGCCAUGAUACUGUGUUCAUUAGCAUAAACAAUUUAGAAUGAAGAAAAUGAAUUAAAAAGUUAAACAUGAGUUUGGUUUUAAUUUUUCUGAGUUUUAAUAUAUAUUUAUGGGAAUAGGAUAGCCACUGAAAAUAAUUUUAUUAAACAACUGACAAAAUACUUUUUUAAACACUGUAAUAGCUUACCUAUUCUGAAUAUACUUAACUGAUGUCAGUGUUGUUGCCAAGGCCCACUUACCCAGAGUUUUUAAAAAAAAAAAAAAAAAUUAACUCUUCAAAACCAAGGAAAAAAAUUUUCUCUUUUCAAGUAGUAAGUGGUGAUUUAUGGAUUAUAAAUAUUAAAAAUAUCUAUUAAAUGUCUAAUUUAUGCAAAUUUUCCAUUUUUUCACUUACAACAAGACAUCAAAGACAAUCUUUAAAACAAAGGGAAAUAGUGUUGUAUGACUAACAUUGCUAAAGAUUAGUUUUAUUAGAAAGUGUAUGUCCAAAUUGUUUAUAAGCAAUGUCCUAUAAUUACUUAUAAAAGAUAUAAUUAAACAUCAUCUUAAAUAUUCACCCACAACCUACAUUUUAUAAUGGGCACCACAAAAGAAGUUUUUACUUAAUUUCUGAAUAUUUCUUCAUAGAUUCUCAGGAGGCAUUUGAAAAGUCAGAAUUUAUUCUUGGUAACAAUUCUUUAUGAGAAAAGUUCAAAUUACACUAAUUCGAUUCACUCUUUUAUGUCAAUCCAGCCAUACUCAUUAUUUCACCUUUUUGUGCAAAGCUGAAUAUUCUGCAAACCUUUUUUCCUCAUGAGUUAUGCAAUGCAUCUGUCUUCAUGAAAAAUAAAAUGUUAGUAAAUCAGUCAUAAUACAAAUUAUCCAUGGUGAUCCACAUUGGUUGGACAUGAUUGUUAAUGCUCGGCUUGAUUAAAGGAGGAGUGCACAUUUUGGAAUGUGUUCUAAUAUAAUUAGUGACCUAGUGAUUGGUAAGGCAUUUUUAAAAUUAGGUUUUGUUUUGGUUCGUAUUUGCUAACUAGCUGCAGGGAGUUAGCAAAUUAGUUAGAUUAGUAUUAGUUUGGCAUUUUUUAUUUUCAACAAAGGGUUCUCUCCCCCCACAAUAAUGGUUUAGCUGCUAAGUUAGAACCCAAAGGAGACUGAAGAAACAUACUUGCUGUUAACAGUGUUGAUUGGUUAACAGAUAUGGACCAUGUACCACUACCCUCCAACUUUGUUAUCCUUUUUUUCCCUUUACUUUUAAAUUAAAAACAGCAAAGAUGCCAUUGGGAAUCAAAAGUCAAGAUUAUUUGAUUCUCAUUAAGAUCACUGAGCUUUUUGAAAAUUGCUGUGAGAUCCAAUCAGUUACAUAUUUAAAUCCCCAUAUGUUGAUUAAUUAAAGAUUUUCAUUUUAUUUUCUCGAAUAGGAUUCUCAUGGAGCUAUGUAUAGAUAAUUGUACAGAAUCACUUUUGUGUAAUUGAAUGAAGCAGUUUACCUCUGCAUGAUUGCAUUAUGGAAGCCUUUUAUAUAUCUUUAUAUUUUUCAAUAUACUUAGAUUUUACACUAUUAGCUGCUUUAGUCAUGCUAUAUUUGUUUUUUUUAAAUAGAGUUUAUAAAUAUGCUCAAAAUACAGAUCAACUGAAUAUUUUUGAUCUUGUUUACAAGAUAAAUAAUACUUUAAAGUGAUUUAAAGGCCCCUCAAGUGUCUUAGGAAAAAGUCAUUGGUGCUACAAAACCUUUCACUAUCAGUUUUGAACCUAUUGUUUAGGCUUUGCUGGGCUUCAAUCUAUGAUUGUUUAUGAUUUUUUCUCAUCUAGCAACAUAAUUAUAAAAGUGGUCUGUACUGAGUCAUAUAGAGUCCAGCCCAUUAGAAACAUCUCAUAAUUUAAGGAUAUGAUGCUGAGUGACCAUAUACUUAUUUGUGCCCAGAUUCCCAAAAAGAAAAGUAUUUAUUUUGAUAAGAGGAAGGUGAUUAAUUUGGCUAGAAUCAAAAAAUACAUUCAGCCUGGCUGUUUCCCACAUUUCAAAUGGAAAACUUCUAGUCCUAGAAUAUUAUGUAAUCCCCACUCUGCUUUAAAUUCCUAUCUGUCUUUUACUCUGUGGGAGGCAGAAUAAUUCUUACAUAUUUACAAAGUAUUUGGUGAAUUGUAAAGAGAUAUAUUAUUGCAUUGUACAAGUUUUUGUGUUGAUAAAUUUCUGUCCCCAAGAUUUUCUUCCAGCACCUUAGUGAAUGUUCAUAAGAUACAAUUUUUAAGUAUCAUCAAAACAUUCAUAGAUGUUUACUUUUGAUUUUCAGAAGGCUGAACCUGUUUUGGGUGUGAUAUUACUUCAGAACAUACCGUCUGGCACAAGAUUUCCUUUAAUAAGUUUAUUUUAACUCAUUUUCUGUGGACUGUUGAAUUGAAAAACACCAAAGGAGUCUCUUCAUAUCUGGAGACUGGAUUGUUCCAGUUUUUAAUACCUGUGCCCAUAAGUAUCCCAUUUCACGAAUGUGUGUUGGCAUGGGGAAAAAAAACUUCCCUGCUCUUUGCGUGGAGCGAAAGCAAUUGGUUAAGCUGUAGCAGCUUUUUUGUUUAUUUUUAAAAGUGAUAAUAAAACGUGAACUGAAAAAGGUAAAACUUGAACUAGAAACCUACUCUUGUAUGCUUAGAAUGUUUAUAGUAUUACAUGUUUAUGUGGGGUUGUUAGCAUUUUUAUUAUUUAUAGUUGAAUUAUGUUUUGUUUGUUUGAAUAUCCAUAUUGUUUAUUAUUUUUGUAUUUUGAAAAAUUUUAAAAUAAAAUAGUCUUACUAAAAACA